Molecule: messenger RNA, 2225 nt
Organism: Striga hermonthica
Lineage: Eukaryota; Viridiplantae; Streptophyta; Magnoliopsida; Lamiales; Orobanchaceae
Source: the annotation of a GenBank genome assembly
UCGCUCAGUUCCGCGACUAUCACGCCGAAGAGUUCUCAGGACAAGGAGACCCCUGCAUCGUUGAUGAAUGGAUUCAGGGGUUGGAUUUCAUCUUUGAGGUCAUGGAAUGUCCCGAUAGAUAUCGCGUAGUUUGCGCUCAACUUCAGCUCACUGGUGAUGCAAGGCUCUGGUGGAAUGCCUACUGGAGCAUGCGUCCCGGUGAAAAGGCGGGUUGUACUUGGGACAGGUUAAAGGAGCUAGUCCGUGACAAGUACUACCCUUCCUACUAUGGGGCAGAGAUGGAGCGCCAGUUCUUAGCGCUUCAGCAAGGCACUCGUACAGUCGAUGAGUACGAGCGAGAGUUCACCAGACUUGCAGGUUUCGCACCGGAUCUUGUUCGCACGGAGGCUCAGAGAGCGCAGCGGUUCAUUGACGGGCUUUACCCAGCAGUCCGUCAUAACAUCGUAGGCCACGGGACACAGACGUACGCACGUGCAGUCUCCAUUGCCCAGGAGGUGGAGGCCAGCAUUAGGAGGGAGGCCGUUCGUGAGCAGUUCCAGCCAUCCGCCCCUGCCCAGACAUCUUCAGUUCCACCGUUGCCAGCUCUACCAACUACCCAGCCGCCAAAGAACAACAAAAGGAAGGGGAAAGGUGCCCCGGCAGAUAAGAGGACCCGACGGAGGCUACAGCAGAUUCCCCAGUGCCCGACAUGCGGACGACUUCACCGAGGCGAGUGUCGCUUUGUUAAGGAUGUGUGCUACUAUUGUCACGAGCCUGGACACUUCGCGAACCGUUGUCCGAAGAAGGCGCAGCAGCCCCAGCAGCCUCAACAACCACCGCAGCAGCAGCAGCCCCGUCAGCAGGCACAGAGGCAGCCUCAGCAGCAGCAGCAGAGGGGCAGGCAGCAGGCCAGGGUUUACGCGGUCGAUCAGGCAGAGGCCGAACAGCAGCCAGGUACCAUGUCCGGAAUGGUUGUUCUUAAUAAUGUUCCUGUGUUUGCUUUAUUCGAUACUGGAGCGACGCAUACUUUAAAUUCACGACGAUGUCUCGAUGCCAUCAGAGUUCACGCCGUUACCGAUGUCGAUCCUCUCGAGGUGAGUUUAGCCUCGGGACGAAAGAUAGUGACCUCAGCUAAAGCCUCAGAUCUUAGCCUUUCCAUCGGUGGCCGAGUAUUGACUGCCGACGCGUUUGUUCUCGAGAUGAAGGAUUUUGAUCUUAUUCUCGGGAUGGAUUGGCUAUCCUUUUAUCAUGCUGACAUCAGGUGUCAUGACCGGGAGAUCACUCUCUAUCUUCCGGGAGACGAGUCGAUUACUUUCUUCGGCCCCAGGAAUCGUUCACUGCCUCAGGUUGUUUCGAUGGCGAAAGCCACUAAGCUAUUGCGACGAGGCAACUGCAAGGGUUAUCUGGUAAGCCUUGUCGAGGAUUCUGAGAAAGCGCGAACCCCUCAUGAUGUUCCAAUCGUUUGCGAGUUCGUGGACGUGUUCCCAGACGAGCUUCCAGGAGGACCGCCCAACCGUCAGGUGGAGUUUUCUAUUGAUCUCAUCCCAGGGGCCGGUCCAGUAUCCAAAGCCCCAUAUCGCAUGGCGCCUAAGGAGCUGCAAGAGCUUAAGACUCAGAUUCAGGAGCUGUUACGACUCGGUUUCAUCCAACCGAGCGUGUCACCGUGGGGAGCACCCGUUCUCUUUGUUAAGAAGAAGGACGGAUCAAUGCUCAUGUGUAUCGACUACCGGGAUCUUAACCGGUUGACGAUCAAGAAUAAGUACCCGUUUCCCAGGAUCGACGACUUAUUUGAUCAGUUGAGGGGAGCCUGUGUGUUCUCAAAGAUUGACUUACGAUCAGGCUACCACCACCUGAAGAUUAAGGAGUCAGUUAUCGCUAAGACCGCUUUCAGGACUCGUUACGGCCAUUACGAGUUCAUCGUCAUGCCUUUCGGUCUCAGCAAUGCGCCAUCUGUUUUCAUGGACCUCAUGAACCGUAUUUUCCAUCCGUACCUCGAUCAGUUCGUUAUUGUCUUUAUUGACUAUAUCCUUAUCUACUCGAAGAGCCAGAAGGAGCACGAGGAGCAUCUGAGGGUGGUUCUCGAAACCCUCAGACAAGAAAAGUUGUACGCCAAAUUCUCCAAAUGCGAGUUCUGGCUCCAGCGAGUAUCCUUUCUGGGUCAUGUGAUUACGCAGGCAGGUAUCGAGGUGGAUCUUUCGAAGGUUUCAGCCGUUCAGAACUGGUCGACACCGAGGAGUCCGUCUGAG